Molecule: messenger RNA, 1071 nt
Organism: Impatiens glandulifera
Lineage: Eukaryota; Viridiplantae; Streptophyta; Magnoliopsida; Ericales; Balsaminaceae
Exons: 3
Coding region: 86-973 (295 amino acids)
Cellular component (GO): chloroplast membrane
Source: RefSeq, a predicted model, not a curated record
AUGAUAUGACCUAUACAACAGAGAGAGGAAGAAGAGGAACCAUUCAAAGUUCUAAGCCACGCAAAACUGUUCCAAAUACCACAAUAUGGCCGCUGCAGUUUCGAUCCCGACCAACCGCGCCCUGCUCCGCCUCGAUCCCGCGCGGUCUCGACGACCCACAACGUGUUCUUGGAAUUCCGGCUAUAAAGUAACAAGGAACUGGAGAUGGGGAAUUGGAGUAGCGUCAUCUCCUCCUCCUCCUCAUCCUCCCUCCCGUCGCGCUCUAUCAACGGUGCUAUUAGCUGGGUCCAGAGCCGACGAUUCAGCUUCAUCUGAGAUGUCGGUUGAAAACGCUUUGAAGUUGUUGGGUGUAAAGGAAGGAGCUUCUUUUGAAGAUAUACUGAAAGCAAAGAAUCUCAUUCUUGCUACCUGCAAAGACGACGAACAAGCGAUUGCCCAGGUAGAGGCAGCAUACGAUAUGCUGCUAAUGCAAAGUCUAUCACAAAGGCGAUCUGGGAAAGUUGAAAAUAGCAAGGUUCGAUACGCCGACGUAAAACCCAUAACCGCUCCAGCCGGAGUUAAUUCAGUAACUCGAUGGUUUCAGGCUACGACAAGAAACGCUCCCAUCUCAAUUGAUACUCCAUCGGUUAAUCGUGAUUUGGGUUUACAGGCAGGUGCAUAUGGAGUUCUAAUGGUUCUGUGUUACGCCAAUGGAGCUGCAACUUCAUCUAAUUCCGCUUACGAUGUUCCUGGACUGAUCUUGGCUACUAGCUUUGGCGCAUCAUUGUACUUCAUGACGAAAAAGAAGGUUAAAUUAGGGAAAGCAACGGUUAUAACUAUAGGUGGUCUUGUAGCGGGUGCGGCUGUUGGGUCGGGUGUUGAAAGUUGGUUGCAGGUAGACAUUGUCCCGUUUCUUGGGAUUCAUUCUCCGGCUACCAUUAUAGGUGAAUUUAUUCUCUUUUCUCAGUUAUUGGUUUCUCUGUAUCUAAUAUAGAAGAAGAAGAAGAUGAUCAUGUAUUAUAUGAUCUCUCUUGUACAAAUUGGAUCUAUGUCAAGAAUGUUCUUUUUUAAUGUCAUAAUCAUUUCUAAUCA